This is a messenger RNA of Phaeoacremonium minimum UCRPA7, 621 nucleotides long. RefSeq names its product putative rna binding protein. Gene Ontology annotation, cellular component: cytoplasm; exon-exon junction complex. Gene Ontology annotation, biological process: exon-exon junction complex disassembly. Gene Ontology annotation, molecular function: RNA binding. NCBI's taxonomy places the organism in Eukaryota, Fungi, Ascomycota, Sordariomycetes, Togniniales, Togniniaceae. The record is from RefSeq and is a predicted model, not a curated record. The coding region runs from base 1 to 621 and encodes 206 amino acids. The transcript has a single exon.
AUGCCCUCCCAACCUAGUACUGCGGGUAUUGUCACCGAUGAGAAUAGCGGCGAGCGUCACAUUCCUGAAUCUCUCAGAUCGGACGGAACUACGAGAAAGGCAAUCAAGAUUCGCCCUGGCUACCGACCUCCGGAGGAUGUUGAGGUCUACCGCAACCGAACCGCCGAGGGUUUUCGCAAUCGCGGCAAGGGCGGCGUGAUUGGCGCAGAGGGCUUGAAGGACGACAAGUCCGAUCAAUCCUCUGCUGCUGCCAACAAGAACGCCAAGCGACGGGAGGCACGCAAGAAGGCCAAAGCCGCAGGCGAGGCAGCUCCAUCAGAUACCACGGAGCCUGGUGCUGCCCAACCUGAGACGAAGCCCGAGGAGAUCGACCCUGAGGCUGAGAGGGAAAAGAAGGCUCGCAAUCUUAAGAAGAAACUCAAGCAAGCCAAAGAGCUCAAGGACAAGAAGGAGGGCGGGCAAUCCUUGCUCCCCGAGCAAAUCGCCAAGGUCAUCAAGAUCAAUGAGCUCAUUCGGGAGCUGGAUGCCCUAGGCUUUGAUGCAGAGGGCGAACCGAAGACCAAGUCUACCGAAACGGCCUCAGCCGAAAACGACGAGAGUGAACCCAAGGCACUCCCUUGA